AAUAAUUAUAGUUACUCGUAUUUAGAAAUCUUACCGCCACGCUGGCUGCAUAGAAACCCUGCUUCCUUUUGGCACUUUCACUGAGGUAUAUGGUACCGGUAUAUACAGCUAUACUGUAAUAAAAUAUGAAGAAAUCUGCAGCCGGUUUCCUUGUGGUUUGCCUGGUACACUUGGUGUAUGUAGCUACGGAAUCAACGGAGGAAUGCGCCGCACUGCAACACCGAUGUUUUGCUGUCAUAUCACAAUUUCCCAACAUCACGUUCCCUUGGCCGUCUACCAGCCGACUUUCACAGCCACCUGGUUUUGAUGGGAUCCGGUUUUGCAAUUAUUCCAAUGUCACUGGAAGUUGUCUGCGAGAACUGCGUAGCCGCUGCCCGGCAUCCAGCCUGACGCCGCACCAAGCCAGCGUCGAAGGAUGGUACCAGGUGUUGGUUAACGAGGCCAUGGCGAAGUCUUGUACCAUUCUGGACCCCAUCAAAUUCUUAGCGGCGAAAAUGCACUGCGAUAAGCAGACAAAUACCACCGACUUUACCGUGGAAGUGGUGUUGGGUGAGAAAAUUGACGAGUUUAUUAGCAACGCCAACACUGAAGAGAAGGCCCAGGCCGCGCUGUGCCGUAAAAUCCAAGAUUUUUUGCCGCGAAUGGGCGAUCCUGAAAGCCAAAACAGAACACCGUUGUACACAGAUUUGGUAGCAAAGUGCGGACAGGAUGCCAUUGACACUAUGGAGGACGCCGUAGAGUGGACGCUAAUGAGCAAAAAAUAUAGCCCAUGUAAAGCUCAAGGAGCACGUUGAGCAGUGUGUCCUACAAAAUGGCUUACAGAUCUGGUCAUUAUUUGUGUCUAUCGUUGACGUUGAGACAUAUUAUUAACGGGAUUGCGGAGUUUGUUCACGGAUAUUGAUGUUCGUACUCGCUUAGUUUUGAUAUGAACAGAAAUUGGGAUUGCUUCAUAAUUCUGUUCCUUGGGGAAUUUGUACCACUUCUGCAAUAUGAUGCGUUUUAUGACGCAGGCUUUUUUGUUCCUCUUAACCUCUCCUAUAAAAUUAUCAAAUUUUAUUGAUCUAAUGAGAGAACUUCUUUGGUUUAACCGAAAUAAAAUUAAUGUGUAAUGA
Messenger RNA from Paramacrobiotus metropolitanus, 1112 nucleotides. RefSeq lists its product as uncharacterized. The record is from RefSeq and is a predicted model, not a curated record. Bases 126 to 794 code for a protein of 222 amino acids. Lineage: Eukaryota; Metazoa; Tardigrada; Eutardigrada; Parachela; Macrobiotidae. The transcript has 3 exons.